Molecule: messenger RNA, 1990 nt
Organism: Solanum tuberosum (potato)
Lineage: Eukaryota; Viridiplantae; Streptophyta; Magnoliopsida; Solanales; Solanaceae
Product: probable sodium-coupled neutral amino acid transporter 6
Exons: 5
Coding region: 584-1975 (463 amino acids)
Biological process (GO): amino acid transmembrane transport
Cellular component (GO): membrane
Molecular function (GO): L-amino acid transmembrane transporter activity
Source: RefSeq, a predicted model, not a curated record
UUUGAGUGGUUAGAAGUGUGUAGAUCAAGUUGAUUCUGUUUUGGUGAAUGCUUAAUUAUGUCUAGUGCUAAUUGCUUUAUUGAUUUCUCUAUGAAAAAUGAAAAAAAUAAGCUGAUCUUUAUCAAUAUCAUUGAUGGUAAUUGGUAUGAGUGUCAUGUUUGUUUGGGAAUCUAACUCUUACUAACAAAGUGAAAAUUCAGGUAGCUAACUGAGCUACUAAGAUUCCCCAUCAGAAGAAAAGAAUUGUUUUUUGUUCCUUAGUAUAUUGUUUUAUUUUGGGAAAAUGAACUAGUUUGGUAUUCUUGGAGCUUAUGUUUAAUUCCUUGUGAAAGUAGUUUGAAGUAUCUUAUAUCAGUAUUGUUGUGAAUUAGAAUUUUAUAAUAAUCACUGAUAGUACUGUUUAAAUUAACCAAGCUAGUUUGAGACUGAAUAUGUUGUUAUUGCUGUCGACUAUAAUAAUAAUGGCUGAUAUUUGGUAUUUGUCAUGUGCAGAUAUUUUCUAAAGAAACCAAUAAGUGAAAGCUUGUGUGUAUCAAGUCGGUGAAGUUCUGAAUCCUCGAUCGCUGAGUUUCUGAAUUCAAAUAUGACGAUUGGAAGCCUAAAACAAGCAAAAGAGAAGAAAUCACGAAAAAACAAACAAGCAGUGGUUGAUGAGCAAUCACCAUUGUUGCCUACUAAGCAUAAGGAAGAUGCUGGAUUUGAUGAGUUCGAUGGGGCUUCCUUUAGUGGGGCUGUAUUUAAUUUAUCAACCACAAUUGUUGGUGCAGGAAUCAUGGCCUUGCCUGCGACUAUGAAGUCGUUAGGUCUUAUUCCUGGGAUUGCUAUGAUCGUCUUCAUGGCUUUUCUGACAGAAACUUCAAUUGAAUUGUUGAUUAGAUUUAGCAGGACUUCUAAAUCUGCUUCUUAUGGAGGUCUUAUGGGAGACACCUUUGGAAAGUAUGGGAAGAUGUUGCUCCAAAUAUGUAUACUUGUAAACAACAUAGGUGUUCUUGUUGUAUACAUGAUUAUAAUUGGUGACGUGCUCUCUGGAACAAAGUCAAGCGGAGUUCACCAUGCUGGUGUCCUGGAAGGCUGGUUUGGGACUCACUGGUGGAAUAGUCGGUUCUUUAUUCUUCUUGUCACCACUCUUGGCAUAUUUGCACCAUUGGCUUCCUUGAAGCGUAUAGAUUCAUUGAGAUUUACGUCUGCAUUAUCAGUCGCCUUGGCUGUUGUAUUCCUGGUUGUGACUGUGGGAAUUACCAUAUUCAAGCUAAUGAAUGGAACCAUUCUUAUGCCCAGAUUGUUUCCUGAUGUGUAUGAUAUAACAUCAUUCCUUAAGCUCUUUACAGUGGUGCCUGUACUCGUUACUGCAUAUAUAUGCCACUACAAUGUUCACUCCAUAGAAAAUGAACUUGAAGACAGCACACAGAUCAGAGCAGUGGUGAAAAGCUCUCUUGCUCUUUGCUCAAGUGUGUAUGUGUUGACGAGCCUGUUUGGUUUUCUCCUAUUUGGUGAUGCAACCCUUGAUGACGUGCUUGCCAACUUUGAUACCAAUCUUGGAAUUCCCUUAGGCUCCUUGCUCAAUGAUGUCGUUCGUGUCAGCUAUGCUGCCCACCUAAUGCUUGUCUUUCCCAUCGUCUUUUAUCCAUUGAGGCUUAAUUUGGAUGGUCUUCUCUUUCCUUCUGCAAGGCCUUUGACUUGUGACAAUUUGAGAUUUGCAUUGAUCAGCAGUGGGCUCAUAGCCAUCAUCUUUCUGGGUGCAAAUUUCAUCCCAAGCAUCUGGGAUGCUUUUCAAUUCACUGGGGCAACUGCUGCUGUUUGCAUUGGGUUCAUAUUUCCUGCUUCUGUUACUCUCAGAGAUCGAUAUGGCAUAGCAACAAAGAAGGACAAGAUCUUGUGUAUAUUUAUGAUCGUCAUUGCUGUGUUUUCAAACGUGGUGGCCAUUUAUAGUGAUGCCUAUUCCUUGAUUAAAAAGAAUUCAUCACCAAGUGAGUGAUUUUCUCAUUUCGCC